UCGCGGCCCUUGCCUACGUACGGUUGUACGCGCGAGAGUGGCGAGCGAGUGCGAGCGAUCCUUCGCGGCUAAGUCUCCUGAGCCCCUUGCCAGUUCGAAUCGAGUACGAAGAGGAGAGAAGCUCUUGCGGUUGCGGCGGCACGGCGGCCACGCGGCUAGCUCACCCGUGAGUGAUCGGCGCCCUCGACGCGAUCGACUCGCGAUCAACUUCGCGCUCCGUCGUUCUCUCCCGCGAAUCACGAAACGCGACACGGCGCGCGCGCUCGCGAGUGUCCCGCGCGAGCGUGAAGCGAGAUUCGCCGCGCGGCCCCGCGCAUUCUUCCUUCGUCCUUUUCCCACUCGUUCAAUCUCGCUCUCUUCCCCUUCCUUCCUCCCUCCCUUUUUCCCUUCGAGCGACAGUGGUGCGUCUAUGUCGCGCUAGCACAGGCGUCCUUCCGCGUUCUCUCUCGCGCGCAUUCGCGCGAGCGAGCGAGCGAGCGCGCCCUCGGACGACGGACCGAGUGGAGUGAUCUCGUUCUUCCGUCCGCCGUCGGAAUCCCGUCCCGUGGUGUACCCCGCGGAUUAUCACGCCAGUAAAUACGCCACGCGAGUAUCGUCGUCGCGAAGGGGGAGACGAUAUCGAGGCGGCGACCCCACCAGAGUGAAGUUCCUCGACUCUGCUAUCCAGCCGUCCGAGAAUUCUCUCAUCACGGGGAUGCUAAGGUAGUCUUCCCCCCCUCUCUGCCAACCAUCCGCGCGGGACUGGAUUACCAUGCUCGACACGGCCACGAGACGCAGGUGGUUGUUAGACGUCCAGGCUGAAACCGCAAAGGGCACGAAUUUGCAGCAGCAUGCUCGCAACCUAACGCUAAAACUUCGCCAAUCUUCUUCCUGAGUCGAUCUGCAAUGUUGUUUAGGUGAGCGGGAGGGAGGCGCUGCUGACCGGUGGCGGCGGCGGCCAUGCGCCCCGGCCCGCCAGUACAGCCGAGCCGCCGCAGGCCUCCCCGUCGCCAGCAUCCGCACCAGCAGCAGCUCCAUCGGAAGCGCGACCAACAGCAGCAGCAUCAUCGGCUGCACCUGUUGCGGCCGCACGCCAACGGCAACGGCAACAGUCCGCGCGCCCUCCUGGUGCUGCUGCUACUGGCCAGCAGCUCCUUGGUCCUGGGCUUGGCCGAGCCGCCGGGGUCACCAGGUCCGGCGGUCCAGUACCAGCAAACACUCGUCUCGCACAAGGAUCAACCGAGGUCGGCUAGCAUCACCGGCACGGCGAUCAAAGUGUGGCAGCCGCGCAACUUGACCAUCGGCUACCUGACUGCUAUCAAAGGCGGCCUCAAGGAUCGUCAGGGUCUUGCCAUCUCCGGCGCCCUGACCAUGGCCCUCGAUGAGAUCAACGAAGAUCCAAACAUUCUGCCGAACGUGAAGCUGGUGCUGCGAUGGAGCGACACGAGGGGAGAGACCGUCGAAGCUACCAGUGCAAUGAUCGACAUGAUCUGCGACGGGGUCGUGGCCUUCUUCGGACCGGAAGGCUCCUGCUACGUCGAAGCCAUAGUCGCCCAAUCCCGUAACAUCCCUAUGAUCAGCUACAAAUGCUCGGACUACAAGGCGUCGAAGAUAAACACCUUCGUGAGAACUGAGCCGCCAGACACGCAGGUGACCAAGUCGGUGAUCGCCUUGCUGCUGCACUACGGAUGGAACAAAUUUACGAUCGUGGCGGAGCGCGACUGGUCGACGGUCGCACGCUCGCUGCAGGAGCAGGCGGCUAUGAACAACCUCACCGUGAACCACUACAAGAUCGUCGAGGACCGGCACACGUGCUGCGAGGAGAGGCUGCCCUGCUGCCAAGUCAGCGUAUGGUUCCAACUUAUACAGGAGACCAAAAACAUGACCCGCAUUUACAUCUUCCUCGGUACGCCGAUGUCGCUGAUAGACAUGAUGAAUUCGAUGGAAGGUCAGAGGCUGCUGGACAAUGGGGAGUACAUGGUGAUACACGUGGACAUGAUGACGUACUCGCAGCGCGAAGCGCAGAAAUAUUUGUGGAAACCUGAGCAUUUUGACCACCUGAACAAUUGCCUCGACCCGAAAGGCUUCCUGAAGAGGGCACGCUCUUUGUUGGUGGUCGUGUCCACGCCACCGACGCAGAACUAUGAGGAGUUCACGAAAAAAGUGCGGGAGUACAGUAGCAAGGAGCCCUUCAACUUCGUGAUUCCGGAGCUUCUGAGAAAAUAUGAAAAGUACGUGUCAAUUUACGCGGCAUAUCUCUAUGACUCCCUCAAACUGUAUGCGAGAGCCUUGGAUCAGUUGAUACGAGAUCAGCCGGAUCAGCCUAUCGAGGAACUCGCGAAAAAUGGCACUCUCAUAAUCGAGACUAUCAUCAAGAAUCAUACGUAUCAAAGUGUGAGCGGAGCGACCAUCAAACUGGACAACUUUGGUGACUCGGAGGGUAACUUCUCGGUACUCGCACUGAAGAAGGAGACGUUCAACCGCGAUAACUUUUCCUGCGACUAUCAGAUGAAGCCCGUGGGCCAGUUCCAACAGGGUGAAACUCUAGUAUACAGACCGUCGGGAGCUAUGGAUUGGCCGGGUAAGAAUAAGCCGGAGGCUGAACCUGGAUGCGGAUUUCUUAAUGAACACUGUCCGAAGGACGAUACGCACUUCCGCAGCAUUGUCAUCGCCGUCGUGCUCGCGGUCUUGCUAUUCUGCGUUGCGGUGGUCAUCAUGAGCAUAUAUCGCAGGUGGAAGAUAGAGCAGGAAAUUGAGGGAUUGCUUUGGAAAAUCGAUCCGAGCGAGAUACGCGGCUAUCCUCGACCUGACAACAUGAUGUCUUCCCCUAGUAAGUUAAGUUUAGUUAGUGCAAUGUCCUACGAGUCGAGAUGUGGUGGUCAGGUGUUUGCGCAAACUGGGCAUUACCACGGUGUCGUGGUGCGGAUAAAGGAGCUGAAGUUCUCAAAGAAGAAGGAUAUCUCACGGGACGUCAUGAAGGAGAUGCGCAUUCUCCGUGAAAUUAGGCAUAGUAAUCUCAACUCUUUCAUCGGAGCGUGUGUCGAGCCGAUGAGGAUAUUGUUAAUUACCGACUAUUGUGCCAAAGGAAGUCUUUAUGACAUCAUCGAAAACGAAGAUAUAAAAUUAGAUGAUAUGUUCAUUGCAUCAUUAGUUCACGAUCUCAUUAAGGGUAUGCUGUACAUUCACGAGUCAUCUGUGCUAGUCUGCCACGGUAAUCUGAAGUCUUCCAAUUGCGUUGUCACCUCACGUUGGGUGCUCCAGGUCUCCGACUUCGGUCUUCACGACAUGCGUCACUGUGCCGAAUCUGACAGCAUCGGUGAACAUCAGUAUUAUCGAAACCUGUUUUGGAAAGCUCCCGAGCUACUGAGAAAUCCACACGCUUCGAUUCGAGGCACCCAGGAAGGAGACAUUUAUUCCUUCGCCAUUAUUCUGUAUGAAAUUCUUGGGCGGAAGGGACCGUACGGAGGUAUAAAUCUGGAACCUAAAGAGAUCAUAGACCGGGUGAAAAAGUUCCCAGCGGACGGUGAACCGCCAUUUAGGCCAAACUUGAUCUUGCUUUCCGAAUCGAAGGCGAAUUGCACCGAUUACAUCAUCAGCACCAUCACGGCCUGUUGGGCGGAAAGUCCAGAGCUCAGGCCGGACUUUAAAACCAUUAGGACCAGGUUGAAGAAGAUGAAGGCCGGAUGUCAUCGGAAUAUCAUGGAUCAAAUGAUGAACAUGAUGGAGAAAUACGCGAGCAAUCUCGAGGGUGUAGUCAAUGAGCGUACGGGACUCCUCCUAGAAGAGAAAAAGAGAACGGAGGAGCUACUUCACAGAAUGUUACCUAAGCCUGUCGCGAAUUGCUUGGCCAACGGCAUCAAAGUGGCACCGGAGGCGUUCGAUUUGGUCACCAUAUACUUCAGCGAUAUCGUCGGUUUCACGGCGAUGUCAGCCGAAAGCACGCCGUUUCAGGUUGUGAAUUUCUUGAACGGCUUGUACACGCUGUUUGACAGCAUAAUCGAGGAGUACGAGGUGUACAAGGUGGAGACGAUAGGCGACGCCUACAUGGUGGUUUCCGGUCUUCCGAUAAGAAUCGGAGACAGGCACGCCGGACAAAUAGCAUCGAUGUCGCUGGAAUUACUCAACGCUGUUAAGCAUCAUACGAUACCUCAUCGGCCUCAAGAAACUCUCGAGCUCCGUAUUGGCAUUCAUACCGGUCCCGUGGUAGCAGGCGUCGUUGGUUUGACGAUGCCUAGAUAUUGUCUCUUCGGAGAUACAGUUAAUACUGCAUCACGUAUGGAAUCUACCGGGGAACCUUUGCGGAUACAUAUCAGUGCACAAUGCAAAGAGGCGCUCGAUAAGAUCGGGGGUUACAAGAUCGAGGAACGCGGCUUCGUGAAGUUGAAAGGAAAGGGAACGGUGAAGACGUAUUGGCUGACGGGCAAGGAAGACAUACCAAAAAGGAAGGACACGGACGAUAGAAAAGAUGCAGAGGAGGAUACGUCGAGUAAAAGGGAUGCAGAAGAUGCGCCAAGAAAAAGAAGUGAGGCCUUUGCCGAAAACGAUCCUCCAUUACUGUUCUGCAAUCUACAGCGAAGCCCGAAGCUAAAUAUAAACUUGCGGGAGGUGUCGUCGCUGCUAGAUGGAUGGGGUGCGAGAGAUCGCAGGGGAUCAAGUAUACCGUUCCCACUGGCAGAGGGAUCGUCUUCCGAAUACGGUGGAUCUAGUCCAGUUUUGCAAUCGCUGCAGGCUCGCUUGUUUCCCUCGUUUCUAACUGCGAGUGUCUCGAAGACGAUGCUGGACAACAUUUCGGGCCAGGAUGAAGAGGCGCACCGGCAUUCCGCCAAUAUCGAGCCGAUCGACAGUAUGCUCGCAGAUACAGGGCCGAAGCUGAGGAAGAACGCACGCGCGUUGUCGAUCAUCGCGUCCUCCUCGUCAAGCGACUAUCCAUCCCAAGCGGUUAUAAGCGAGUCCCACUCGUUGGAUCCGCUCUCCAUCGACAACAAGCAACCCGAAUCGCCGAGCUUUUGGAAGGAGAACGAAUGCACGCGAACCGACUCGAAGGCGGACAUCUCCGAGAAGUUGUUGAACAACAAUUAUCCCAACGGCAAUGUGAUAAUGCCUCACGCUGAUAACUUGCCGAAUGAAGUGGAGCCGCUGUUGGGCAACGAUAGCGAGAGCAAAGUAGAAGUACGGGAGAAGCGUUCGCGCUCGCUGGAUCAGAUGGUAUCCGCGUCUAGCACGGACAGUGUACCUGAUAAAAAGUCUUCCGCACGUAAUUGGCACAAACCAGUUUCUACCAUUAUUCAAAUAUUAAACGGCGACGGAUUCCGUAACAGCAACGUUUCCCUGAGGAGGGGAGUAAUACCGGGCUACGAUAAGCAAUCCGAACGUUGUUCCGAAAGUGUACUCUAGCAUACACAUGAAAAAUGAUUUUUCUUUUCGUUUAUUCUUUUCUUUUUUUUUAAUGCGACGAACGGGUAAAUGUUAAGAAGUACUGCACCGCAAUUUUUUUUAAGUAAUUAACAGAGCUAGCUGUAAAAAAAUAUAUCUAUAGAAAAGUUUUGAGGGAGGAGGCUUAAAGUUUUUGUAGGAAAAAACUCGAAAUUUUUUUUAAUUAGAUAUAAAAGGAAAAAUUCCUCUAGUACGAUAUUAAUCCUACAUAGACUGGUUUAUCUCCCAAAGCCCUAAAUGUAUAAUUAUGCUACUUUACUAAAAAGUUUGCAAAUUUCUAGAAGAAAUUAAUAACAAAACGGAUAUCGAAGUUUUUUUUCUAUCAAACUGUUAAGUUAGUUCAAUACUUCUGAACAUUUAUUGACGAACGAGUACCAUGGGAUAGAAUCACAUGUAAAAACUCUGUGCACUACCAGACGCGUGACUGUGCGAAGCAUAUUACGAGUCAUAAGCACGAUGUAUUGUUGCCAUUUCUUCUAUAGCCUAGAUAUGUGCAAUUUAUGUAUAUGAGAGUUACCGACACACACCCACACACACGCAUUGUAUAUUUUUAAUAUCUAAGUAUUUUAUAUAACAUGUAACUAAUGUAAAACCACGUGUGCAUCUCUGAUGUAGAAAAGAACUUUUACAUAGGAGAAAUAGGCUCUCCUGUUUUUCUCUUUAAUAAGAUUUUUAAUUUGAGCUUAUAACGCGAAAAUAUCAAACUAUUUUAUAAAAAUCAUGACCAAAGUACGCACAAAUAUGAGGGGAAUUCGUGAUGCGAGAUUCAUUAAUAUCUCUGAUUUUUUUUCGCUGGAUUGCAUGGAACCGGUUGAAUCUUGCGCCCGAUCGUGUGUGUGUGAGAGAGAGAGAGAGAGAAAACGCUGUCUUUGAGAAUUACAGAACGCAAAGAAAUCGUUUUGUACGAGGGAAUCGCCGAGUUGCGCGUCACGAACUGCCCUUCUUAGUUCAUCCGACAAUCCAUUUUGUUUAAUGGUAUGUUAGUGAUACGGAAAAGGAAUUAGGAUGGCAUAGCGUACAUACGCGCGCGCAUAAUCAAAUAUGAAGCAUGACUGUAAGAUGAAUAUGUGUAUAUGUGUAUAUAUAUAUGUAUGUAUAUCUACACACACACACACGCACGCAAUUAUACAUUGGAGGAGACAAAAAGUUCCUGACGGCUUUCUAAUGACACAAAAGCAUUAAAUAAUACAUUAUUAUUUUAUAUAUCAAUGUAUCAUGACAACGUAUAUAUACAUAUAAAUAUGUAUAUAACAUGUCAUAAUACAUGUAAAAAAAUAGACCGUCAUGCUUUUUGAUUCGUCCAAUAUCAGCGCACAUGUAUAUCUAUAUAGUAUCUGUAAGUCCAUACUUGUUCACUGAAAGAAGCAAAUUGUCCGUAUGGCUGUGAGAAGUAAACUAGAUUGUACCUAAGGUGCUUAGUAAUAUAUCAUGUUGUUAAAUGUAUAUAAUUAAAUAAUAAUAUAUCAAUGUAAAGAUAAAA
Ooceraea biroi (clonal raider ant) is the source of this 6892-nucleotide messenger RNA. RefSeq names its product receptor-type guanylate cyclase Gyc76C. Lineage: Eukaryota; Metazoa; Arthropoda; Insecta; Hymenoptera; Formicidae. The record is from RefSeq and is a predicted model, not a curated record. Gene Ontology annotation, molecular function: peptide receptor activity; protein kinase activity; guanylate cyclase activity. Gene Ontology annotation, biological process: cGMP biosynthetic process; receptor guanylyl cyclase signaling pathway; protein phosphorylation. Gene Ontology annotation, cellular component: plasma membrane.